This is a messenger RNA of Populus euphratica (Euphrates poplar), 2626 nucleotides long. Its product is annotated as pollen-specific leucine-rich repeat extensin-like protein 3. NCBI's taxonomy places the organism in Eukaryota, Viridiplantae, Streptophyta, Magnoliopsida, Malpighiales, Salicaceae. Gene Ontology annotation, molecular function: protein binding. The transcript has 2 exons. The record is from RefSeq and is a predicted model, not a curated record. The coding region runs from base 1 to 2493 and encodes 830 amino acids.
AUGGCGAACCUUCUCAGAGCCUUCGGCUGCCUUUUCUUUUUCUCCCUGCUCUUCUCUUCAUUCUCAACCUUCUCUCUUGCCUUAACUGAUGCUGAAGCAUCUUAUAUUGCUCGUCGCCAGCUCUUGACGUUAAAUGAAAAUAGUGAGCUUCCUCAUGAGUUUGAGUAUGAGGUCGAUGUGAAAAUAACCUUUGCAAACCAAAGGCUGAGGAGAGCGUAUAUUGGUCUUCAGGCCUGGAAAAAGGCAAUAUACUCCGACCCAUUUAACACUACUGGCGAUUGGGUUGGCGCCAAUGUGUGUGCCUAUAAUGGUGUGUUUUGUGCACCAGCUCUAGACGACCCCAGUCUGAGCGUUGUGGCAGGUGUUGAUCUUAACGGUGCUGACAUUGCUGGGCACCUUCCAGCUGAAUUAGGGCUUAUGACAGAUGUUGCCUUAUUCCACAUUAACUCUAACAGGUUUUGUGGUAUCAUUCCCAAGAGCUUUUCCAAGCUCACACUCAUGUAUGAGUUUGAUGUCAGCAACAAUCGCUUUGUUGGUGAUUUCCCUUCUGUUGUUCUAUCCUGGCCAAGCCUCAAGUAUCUUGACGUCAGAUUCAACGAUUUCGAAGGUGGUUUGCCUCCAGAACUCUUCAACAAGGAACUCGAUGCUUUGUUCUUGAAUGACAACCGAUUCACAUCCACCAUCCCGGAGACAAUAGGCAACUCCACAGUUUCUGUUGUCACAUUUGCUAACAACAAAUUCACUGGCUGCAUUCCACACAGCGUCGGCAAGAUGGCUAACUUGAACGAGGUCAUCUUUAUGGGCAAUGACCUCGGUGGUUGCUUCCCAGCAGAAAUUGGGCUGCUUGGUAAUGUGACUGUCUUUGAUGCCAGCCACAAUGGGUUCACAGGAAUCUUGCCGCCCAGCUUUGCAGGCCUAAAGAAGGUUGAACUCUUGGAUCUUGCCGACAACAAGCUGACAGGAUUUGUGCCCGAGAACAUUUGCAAGUUGCCAAGCUUGACAAACUUCACAUUCUCGUAUAACUACUUCAAGGGGGAGGCUCAAGCUUGCGUGCCUCCAUCAAGGAAAGACAUUGUGUUGGAUGAUACCAGCAAUUGCCUGUCUGACAGGCCAAAGCAGAAGUCAGCCAGGACAUGUUAUCCAGUGGUGAGCCGACCUGUGGAUUGCAGCAAGGACAAGUGUGCUGGAGGAGGAAGUUCUUCAAAACCUCAUCCAAAGCCCCAGCCCACACCACCUACUUCAAAACAUGAACCAACUCCAUCUCCUCCCAAAUCUACUUCUACACCAACGCCACCAUCAGCACGGGUCCCCACCCCUCAAACAGCAGAAUCACCAAAACCAGAACAUGAGAUACCCUCACCGUCAUCUCCAUCAAUCAAUUCAUCUGCCCCAUCAUCUGAUCCAUAUAAUCCAGGAUCUGGUGGUCAUGGUGAGACACCUUUAUCACCAAAUUCUGCACCGUCACCUAAUUCAUUUAGUAGCUCACCCAUUGGCCAUCACGAUACACCACCAUCACUCUCUAUUAGUCCAUCAACAUCAAAGAUACCUUUAUUACCACCACCAAAGUCUGCUCCAUCACCUGAUGAUGAAUAUAAUCCAGGAGCUGGUGGACAUGGUGAGACACCACUAUCACCAUCACCAACAUUCUCACUAAAACCCGAGGCACCAAAAACAUCACGACAACCAAAAAUACCAGUUAUAAAUCCUCACUCUCCACCACCAUCCCCGUCACUUGUGCACUCACCCCCACCACCAGUUCACUCUCCUCCACCACUACCACCAAUACACUCACCCCCUUCACCCGUACGCUCUCCACCACCACCUGUCCCUUCAUCACCACCACCCGUACACUCACCACCACCACCCGUACAACCUAUACACUCACCUCCCCCUCCACCAGUUCACUCUCCACCACCACCCGUACAGUCACCCCCUCCACCCGUACACUCACCUCCACCACCUGUUAAGUCCCCCCCUCCACCAGUUCACUCUCCACCACCACCCGUACAGUCACCCCCUCCACCCGUACACUCACCUCCACCACCUGUUAAGUCCCCCCCUCCACCAGUUCACUUAUCCCCACCACCCGUCUAUUCACCUCCACCACUAGUUCAAUCCCCCCCACCACGACCAGUCAAAUCACCACCACCACUAGUAUACUCUCCACCACCAGUCAAAUCACCACCACCACCAGUUCACUCUCCACCACCACCCGUCCCAGUAUACUCUCCACCACCACCAUCACCAGUCAAAUCACCACCACCACCCGUUCACUCUCCACCACCACCCGUCCAGUCACCCCCUCCACCUGUUCACUCACCUCCUUUACCGAAACACUCACCUCCACCACCAAUUUUCUCUCCACCACCACCAACUGUAUCUCCUCAUCCUCAUGCUUUUCCUCCACCACCCCCAAAAGAAGAUAUAGUCCUUCCACCAAACCUUGGGUUCCAAUACGCAUCGCCACCUCCACCAGUGUUCCCAGGCUACUAGUUAGUAUAUAUGACCAUCGUUUGUAGUGCCAAAAAGCUAAUUAUGUACACGGCUAAAAAGAAACUUUGUUAGUUCAAUUUCUUGACCAGGAAAUACAACCGUUUUGCUUUCCUUCUCUUCAUGGAAUGGAAGU